Molecule: messenger RNA, 8186 nt
Organism: Cynoglossus semilaevis (tongue sole)
Lineage: Eukaryota; Metazoa; Chordata; Actinopteri; Pleuronectiformes; Cynoglossidae
Product: voltage-dependent R-type calcium channel subunit alpha-1E-like
Exons: 40
Coding region: 27-6104 (2025 amino acids)
Biological process (GO): chemical synaptic transmission; calcium ion import across plasma membrane
Cellular component (GO): voltage-gated calcium channel complex; neuronal cell body; membrane
Molecular function (GO): high voltage-gated calcium channel activity
Source: RefSeq, a predicted model, not a curated record
UGUGAAUCAGUCCCUGUGGUGGACUGAUGUGCUCGUGUGUCCGUGUGUUUCAGGCUGACGAUGCCUUGGGUCCCAGCUGGAACUGGCUCUACUUCAUCCCUCUCAUCAUCAUCGGCUCUUUUUUUGUACUGAACCUGGUUCUGGGAGUCCUGUCUGGAGAAUUUGCCAAGGAGAGAGAGAGGGUGGAGAACCGCCGGGCCUUCAUGAAGCUCCGACGGCAGCAGCAGAUUGAGAGAGAGCUGAACGGUUACCGGGCCUGGAUCGACAGAGCAGAGGAGGUCAUGCUUGCUGAGGAGAACAAGAAUCCAGGUCCCUCUGCUCUGGAUGUGUUGAAAAGAGCCACCACCAUCAAGAGGAGAGGCAUGGAUGUGGUGAGCCGAGGCCAAGCAGGGGAGGAACAAUACAGUGACAUCUCCUCUGUGGGCGUCCCCGUGGCCCGAGCCAGCAUCAGGAGUGCCAGGAGAGGGCCCGCUGCCUAUUUUAGAAGGAAGGAGCGACUUCUGCGCAUCUCCAUCCGCCGCGUGGUGAAGACGCACACGUUCUACUGGACGGUGCUCGGCCUCGUGGCGCUCAACACGCUCUGUGUGGCCAUUGUUCAUCACAACCAGCCUCUCUGGUUGUCCAACUUCCUCUACUACGCCGAGUUCCUGUUCCUGGCUCUGUUUCUGACUGAGAUGUUCCUGAAGAUGUACAGCUUGGGACCUCGUCUCUACUUCCACUCCUCCUUUAACUGCUUUGACUGCAGCGUGAUUGUCGGCAGCAUCUUCGAGGUUCUGUGGGGUUUCUUCAGGCCUGGAACCUCCUUCGGCAUCAGCGUGCUUCGAGCUCUGCGUCUGCUGAGAAUCUUCAAGAUCACAAAGUACUGGGCAUCGCUGAGAAACCUGGUGGUCUCUCUGAUGAACUCCAUGAAGUCCAUCAUCUCCCUCAUCUUCCUCCUCUUCCUCUUCAUUGUUGUGUUUGCGCUUCUCGGCAUGCAGCUCUUCGGUGGCAGGUUCAUCUUUGAGGACUACACUCCGACCAACUUCGACACCUUUCCUGCAGCCAUCAUGACCGUCUUUCAGAUCCUCACUGGAGAGGACUGGAAUGAGGUGAUGUACAACGGCAUUCGCUCUCAAGGAGGAGUGAAGUCCGGCAUGUGGUCCUCCGUCUACUUCAUCGUCCUCACCCUGUUUGGAAACUACACUCUGCUCAACGUCUUUUUGGCCAUUGCUGUGGAUAAUCUUGCCAAUGCCCAAGAACUCACCAAGGAUGAAGAAGAAGCAGAGGCAGCGUUCAACCAGAAGCACGCUCUCCAGAAAGCCAAGGAGGUGGGACCGCUGUCCUCCUUCAUGUCUUCAGAGGGAAGCCGGCGGCGGCGGCCCUACCUGUACAGGAAGAGAGCCAUCCACCGCAGUCGGCCUGCUUACUCCUGCUCCCUAGAGGAGGCGCAGGGGAGCAUCAGGGAGGUGCGUCCCCUGCCUCCACUCAACCCCUCUAACUCUUUCAUGUCCAGGAGAGAGAGGAGGAAAAGGAUGACGAUGUCGGUGUGGGAGCAGAGGACCAGCCAGCUGCGGAGACACCGACAGAUGUCCAGCAGAGAGAUCCUGUUCAGCAACGCCACCGAGGACAAGGACGGAACUCCUGCUCAGAACCAGAGUUCACAUGGACAGCAACUGUCCAUCCAUCGCAAGGCCGUGCAGCAGACCCUGUCCGGGAGCCUAAAACAUCUGACGGAGCCCUCGGCCUCGGUCGCCAAGAGCCAGGAUGUGGGCUCCUCCGUGACAGUGGACCCGCCUCCUGGUGCCACACUCGCCGGUGGAAUACCUGAGCCUCCGAUGUCUGUGCCAGACUCACAGGAUCCCUCCAGUGUUCCUCUUGCUGAUGUCCCGGAGUCUGUCACCUUGCCAGAACCUCCUGAGUCCAAGCCCGUCUCUGAGAGUAAUAACCUCGACGUCAGUCAAAGUCACAACAGCACCAACGAACUCAGGAGCCCCAGACUGAACGGCAAUCGCCAACGCAGGGCGGUGAAAAAGUUCAGACCCCCAGAUAAUGCUCCAGACGGUGAAGGGGUCAGGGACAGGAGGACACAGCACUGUUACCACCAGAAGGAAGGGGACAGGGGUCAGGGGUCAUCUUCUCAGAUUAAUAUCCAGUUGGUCGAUCGCUCAGAAAGUAAAGAGAGGAAUAGAAAUCCAGUUAAGACGGAGGAGAUGGAGGUGGUGUCCAAACCUGAGACCAGACAGGAUGAUCAGAGAGCGGGAGGGGACACGAAUCCACCAGGUGAUCAAAGCCACACUGGUGAGUGUCCCCCUGCAGGACAGGAGGGGCAUCAGCAGCAGCAGCUGCCCCGCCCUUCAACUGUGACUGAGGAGAAUAAGGAAACGAAGGAGACGGAGACGGAGGAGGACGGGUCUCAGCUCAGCUCCAGUGUCAUCGUUGACAUGUCCAACCUACAGCCGGGUCUGGAGCUGUCCACCAUCACAGUCAACAGCAAAGACACAGAACUGUGUAAAUCAGAAAAGGAAGAGGAGGCGCGGGCGGCCAAUCCUGUCAACACCGUGACUCCGAACAGCAUGUUUAUCUUCAAACCCGACAAUCCGCUCCGUCGAGCGUGUCACUACGUGGUCAACCUCCGAUACUUUGAAAUGUCCAUCCUGCUGGUUAUAGCAGCCAGCAGUAUCGCUCUGGCUGCUGAGGACCCUGUGGCCGCGUCCUCUGACUGGAAUAAGGUUCUGCGUUAUUUUGAUUAUGUUUUCACCGGAGUCUUCACAUUUGAAAUGAUCAUCAAAAUGAUUGACCAGGGUUUGAUCCUCCAUGACGGCUCCUACUUCAGAGACCUGUGGAACAUUUUGGACUUCAUUGUCGUGGUUGGGGCGCUGGUGGCCUUUGCCCUCACUAAUGUCAUGGGGAACAACAAAGGACGGGACAUUAAGACCAUCAAAUCCCUGAGAGUCUUACGAGUCCUCAGACCCCUGAAGACCAUCAAGAGACUUCCUAAACUGAAGGCCGUCUUUGACUGUGUGGUGACGUCUCUGAAGAACGUCUUCAACAUCCUGAUCGUCUACAAACUCUUCAUGUUCAUCUUUGCCGUCAUCGCGGUGCAGCUCUUCAAAGGGAAGUUUUUCUACUGCACUGACAGUUCGAAGGACACGGAGAAGGACUGCCAGGGCUACUACAUCGACUACGCCAAAGACAAGAAGGAGGUGAAACGAAGAGAAUGGAAGAGGCAGGAGUUUCACUACGACAAUGUCAUCUGGGCUCUGCUCACGCUCUUCACCGUCUCCACAGGAGAGGGGUGGCCUCAGGUCUUGCAGCACUCGGUGGAUGUGACUGAAGAGGACAGAGGACCCAGUCACGGCAACAGGAUGGAAAUGUCCAUUUUCUACGUCAUUUACUUUGUGGUCUUUCCCUUCUUCUUCGUCAAUAUCUUUGUGGCUCUCAUCAUCAUCACCUUCCAGGAACAGGGGGAUAAGAUGAUGGAGGAGUGCAGCCUGGAGAAGAACGAGAGGGCGUGCAUUGACUUUGCCAUCAGUGCUAAGCCCCUCACUCGUUACAUGCCGCAGAACCGUCACACGUUCCAGUACCGUCUGUGGCAUUUUGUGGUGUCGCCGUCUUUCGAGUACACUGUCCUGGCCAUGAUCGCCCUCAACACCAUCGUACUGAUGAUGAAGUAUUACUCGGCGCCACCGGCGUACGAAGCCGUGCUGAAGCAUCUGAACACGGCGUUCACCGUUCUCUUCUCUGUGGAGUGUGUCCUCAAAAUCAUGGCUUUCGGCCUUUUGAACUACUUUCGAGACACGUGGAACAUUUUUGACUUCAUCACUGUCUUGGGCAGCAUCACUGAGAUUGUGGUAGAUCUGCAGUUCGUGGACACGUUCAACAUGAGUUUCCUGAAACUCUUCCGCGCUGCUCGUCUGAUCAAACUGCUGAGACAGGGCUACACCAUCAGGAUUCUCCUGUGGACCUUCGUCCAGUCCUUCAAGGCCCUGCCUUACGUCUGCCUGCUCAUCGCCAUGCUCUUCUUCAUCUACGCCAUCAUUGGCAUGCAGGUGUUUGGAAACAUCAAGCUGAACGAGGAGACUCACAUUAACCAGCACAACAACUUCAAAUCCUUCAGUGGCGCUCUGAUGCUGCUCUUCAGGAGUGCCACGGGGGAGUCAUGGCAGGAGAUCAUGUUGUCUUGUCUUGGGGGACAGCAGUGUGAGACAGACCCCUCUCUGUCCUCGGAGCCGGAGGGCGGCUGUGGCUCUGACUUCGCCUAUUUCUACUUUGUCUCCUUCAUCUUCUUCAGUUCCUUCCUGAUGCUGAACCUCUUCGUGGCUGUGAUCAUGGACAACUUUGAGUAUCUGACCAGAGACUCGUCCAUCCUCGGUCCUCACCACCUGGACGAGUUUGUACGGAUCUGGGGGGAGUAUGAUCGUGCAGCCUGUGGUAGGAUCCAUUAUAAGGAGAUGUACAAAGUUGUACGCACUAUCUCGCCUCCCCUGGGCUUUGGGAAGAACUGCCCACACAGGGUGGCAUGCAAGAGGUUGGUCCUGAUGAACAUGCCGGUGGACGACGACAUGUCCGUCCACUUCACCUCCACGCUCAUGGCUCUCAUUCGCACCGCUCUGGAGGUGAAGAUAGCCAGAGGGGGAGAAGACAGAAAUCAGAUGGACCUGGACCUGCAGAAGGAGAUCAGUGUCAUUUGGCCUCAUCUCUCCCAGAAGACUCUGGACCUGCUCGUUCCUAUUCACAAAGCCAGCGACAUGACCAUAGGGAAGAUCUACGCCGCCAUGAUGAUCAUGGACUACUACAAACAGAGCAAGGCUAAAAAACUCAAGCAGCAGCUAGAAGAACAGAAACACGCUCCGAUGUUCCAGCGCAUGGAUGCGUCCUCUCUGCCGCAGGAAAUCCUGUGCAACGCCAAAUCCCUGUCGUUCCUCAGACACACUGCUGGAUCUGCUUUAACCAGAGGUGGUUUCCUGGCUCUCAGCCCCAUCUCUCCCCAAGAGAUGUUCCUGCAGCCACCGUCACAUUCUAGGGAGAAAGAGGAGGCGAUUGAAGACGACUAUCGUACGCCGUACCACCCCUACCACCUCCCCCGUCACUUUCACCCACAUCACCUUCAUACGCUGGUGCCAGAUGUCGUGGAGUACAACCAGGUACUACAGCCGACCAGGCAGGACCCAGCGGCUGUUAAAUCACCUCAGAGGACGGCGUCCAUCAGAGCGUCCUCCAUGCCUCGAUUGGCUGUUGAAGCACAGCCUGGGAUGUCACUGGACAGUAAACUGAUGAAACGCUCCUUUUCCACCAUCGGAGACCAGUGUGUGAACGGCCUCUGGCAGGAGCAACAUUCUCUGGAGAGAAUCAGUCCAGACGACACAUACAGACCCCGGCAGAGGAGCUACAGAGGCUCGAGAAUCAACCCCAAAGAAACAAGUAGCCAUGAAAGAGGGAGAUCCAAGGAACGACGCCACCUGCUGUCUCCUGACGUUUCCCGCUGCAACUCUGAGGAACGAAGCCAGGAUGCUUCAUGUGAGAGGAGACGCUCCCGCUCACCCAGCGAAGCUCGCACGCAGGCCUCACAGAGACAGGUGAACACCUCCGGCAGCCCCGCCCACGCGGCCUCAGACUCCGGUACCCCUCGUAAUCGACGUCAGUUGCCUCAGACGCCGUCCCGCCCUCGGCCUUACAUCUCCUACUCCCCUCUGGUUUGUCAAGCCCUCACCUCCACCACAGCAGUGCCCUCCUCGGCGGCCCACUCCCAGGAUGCUCCUGGUCGUUCCACAGAGGCCUCGUUGAGAGCCAACAAGGAGGACGUAGUGCCCUCUUCAAACCAAGGGUCAUCUAAAGGUCAAGUUCUACCGCCCAGCCACCCAUCACCUCACCGCUACAUCUCAGAGCCAUACCUACCGUUCCACGAGGACCUCAGCGGCGCUCAGCCUGGUGACGGUCAAGACACCCUCACCUUUGAGACCGCCAUAGCCACCAGCCUGGGACGGGCCAACGCCAUCAGCUCCGCUCCGCAGCUCAGACACUCCUGGCAGGUUCCCAACGGGCAUUUCAGAAAGCACCUGGGUCAGGUGAGUCCGUCUGGGGCCGGCGAGCCACUGAGUGACACAGAUGAGGACGACCGCUGCUAAAACACAGGAGCAGAUCAAGCGUUGAUCGACCGUCGGAGGCUGCGGCUCCUGUGCGGCCCCCGGACCUCGUUUUUUUCUACUCACCAGUAGCCAAUCAGGCGGAACUGAACGCCUGAGCCGUUUGUCUUGAUCCUUACUGGACAUUUCUCUGCCGUGCGCCCCUGCGUCUGCGUCUGUACAGCUGCAGGGAGUGUAUGUGUGUUUACGUGUGUGUGUGUGCUUUCGGUAGAGGAAAUAUACCAAAUCAAACAGGACCGUGAGAAGCUGACUGCAGGUCCAAUCCUCGUGUGGCCCAGCCUUCCCACACAAAAUACACAAAUCACUGAUCAAACUUGGGGACAUGUUGAUCCAGGGGGGACCAGAGGAGACUCGUUCAAGUGCUUUUUGUGAAGAUGAAGACGAUGUAGCCGUUAACGUGUGCACUGAAUGUAUUUAAGUGUGUUGAAAACCCCAGGUGAGGCCGUCAGAGCGUCCAGGGUACAUCUGACCGUAGCGAGGAAUCGAGGCGUGUUUUUCCAUUUUCUUACUGACAACCAGCCAUUUCCAACUCUUCAUGUUUACAGAGAAUACAGUCGAGGUCUGUGGGCAUUAAACGGUCACUAACUCUGAAGCCGUGAAAACAGGAAGUCGACCUGUAGAAAAUAAUGUGAGUUAAAUGGCGUCUGGUGGUAAAUGGUGACGGUCCGUUGAUAUUUUCUGCACUUGUGUAAAAAGAGUUCGUCAGUCAGCAGCAGCACAUCAGUGGAGACGGUGAGCAGAAACAAAGUUAGAUGUUUUGUCUCAGGUACUGUAUCCAUUUUUUUUUUUUUUUAAAUACUGUCCUAAACUUUAAGAUUCUGUAUUUUAGAUCCUGGACCUAAAAGUCUCCUCACUUCACGUGUCUGUUACCAGGCCACUGACUCACAGCCUGUGGACAGCGGCCCCUGCAGGACAGACAGCCAAACCAGUGAAGCCAAAUGUGGGUUGAUUUUCCCCACUCCACCUUCUGGACUGAACCCACUGAUGUUGUGACUCAAGCCAUGUGUUCCUGUACAUAAUGUGUCCACUUCAGGGCUGACUCUGUCACGUGAUGAAAGUGAGGAUUUUAACCUAUUUUAAUACACGUUACGCCAAACUCAGCAGAACGGAACAGUACGUACAGAGAUCACGGUCGUGGUUUUACGUCCCGGUGUUCCUGUCCAUCAAAGUCUACGUGUUUUGGUCUGAAAAACAAACAAAAAAAAGAAGAAAAAAAACAAACAAGCACCGUGGUAUUUUUCUAUGUGUUAGUAAAGUCGCACAUGCAUGAUCAUGGCCAUGAUGCAACUCCAUGAUAUUUAUUAUUAGUCUAAAAUGAUGUUGACGACGCAGAUAACUCUGCUCUAAUCCUUAGGAUCAUGAAACACACUGCCCCCUCCUGAAUAAGAUGAGUAUUUAUAUCCUGUACUGUUGAGUUGUUCUAACGUGUUGAGUUUGUCAUCUUUUUUUUUUCUGAAAUGUGAACCCAGGACUCUAGAUCUAGAGAUCUAGAGAGUGAGAAAUAAAUAGAUGUGUUAACCUGCCCAGGUGUGUGACUGAAAGUCCUCGUAUUUUAGACGUCAGACAACGUUAAAGGUUAAAGGUUAAAGGUUUAUUCAUACACCUCAGGUGGAAGCGUCAGUUGUGAGCUGUAGGUCGUGUCACUCUGCUCUCGUGAAACACUUUGCUCCACAUGUACAGUGUGUACAGUCUGGAGUCUGACGUCCGUCUGAUCUGUGUCUGGGGAGUUUCUGCCACAGAGUCUCCACAUCAGGCCUGGAUUUAGAUGAAGAUGAUUUACAUCUGGUAAAUAUGUUGAAUAAACUGUACAAAACAAAUCAAUGUUUAUUACUUAUUCCAUUCUUUACCUUUUUAUUCUCAUCACAACGACUGUGUAUGAACGUGUUCACACACCUGUUCAAAGAAACUAUUAAAAUGACAUCACUUGUCAUUACAUCAUACUCUCCUGGUGUUAAUGGGUUUAAAUACAUGGUGUCUAUAUAUAAAAAAAGCCUGUAAUAAAGUAGCAGAUUCAUGUGAUGUGUAACAAUCACAUUACUGUGUUAAUUUAAAUGACAAAUGUGA